AUGGAAAAGAGAUUUUCCCAUAACUUUGCCAAAAGGGACGAAGGUUUACCACCAAGGGAAGUAUACCCCUUGCCAGACUAUCCAAAGAGAACCCAUUUCGAACCAUUUAUACCAUGUGCUAGUUACCAGAAUGACCUACCAAUAGCCUUAGAUUUUGGUAAGACUAAUGUACGUAUCGGUGUCGCUGGUAUGGAUGAUCCCUAUAUGCAAUUCCCAACAUUGUAUUCUCGUUACAGGGAUCGGACUCUGAAUAGAAGUUCAACUUUUAUUGGUUAUGAUAUCUUUGUGGAAUCAACCAUAAAGUCAUCAAUGAAAAACCCAUUCGAUGGCCAAAUGUUGACUAACUGGGAGGCAACGGAGAAGAUCUUGGAUUAUUCAUUUCUACAUUUGGGUGUUACUCCAAAUAACGAGUGUGUUCCUAACCCUAUUGUAAUGAAUGAAAGUUUAGCAACUCCUCUAUCACAAAGGGAGAAUUUAUCACAGCUCUUGUUUGAAACAUACCAAAUUCCCUCAUUGGCGUUUGGUGUUGAUUCCUUAUUCAGUUUUUAUCAAAACAACGGUAAAUCAGGCCUAGUUUUAGGUACAAAUCAUGAGGCCAGUUAUGUUAUACCGGUAUCAAAUGAAAAGCCUAUGGUUGACAUAUCAAAGAGAAUCAAUAUUGGAGGUCAUCAGUUAUAUGACUUUAUGAGAAGCUCAAUCAAUUUGAAGUAUCCUUAUUUUCCAACACGUCUAAAUGAUUGGCAAGUCCAAUCAUUGGUUAACCAAUAUUGCUUUGUAUCUAAAGAUUUCAAUAGUGAGAUUAAACAAUGUCUGGAUUUAGAUUACCUUGAAAAACAUGAUAUUACAAUUGAGGCUCCAUUUAAUGAAGUAUUGAAAGAGGAAAAAACUGAAGAGCAAAUUAGAAUGGAGGAAAUCAAACGAAAGGAGAAUAUCAAAAAAUUACAAGACCAAGCAAAGAUCAAGAGACAAGAAAAGUUAAAAUUGAAGCAGAAAGAUUUUGAAUAUUAUUCUAAAAUUAAGUUGUCUUUUCAAAACAUGAGCAAAAAGGAAGUUUUAAAUAUCAUAAGGGAGGCCGGAUUCGAUGACGAAUCUGACUUAGAUAAAUAUUUAUCGAACUUGGAAAAACAAUUGAAAAAAGCCAAGUUAUUGGAGAUGGACGAUGAAGACGGAAAUGGGAGUGAGAAUGACAACGAGUCAAACAAAUAUGAUUUCUCCAUAUUAGAUAAACCAAAUUCAGAAUUAACACAAGAGGAACAAAGGGAGAAACGUAGGCUAAGAUUGAUUAAAUCCGGUAUGGAGGCAAAGGAACGUGCAAAGCAAGAAAAAGAAGAAGCUAUUAGAGAAGCUGAAGAAUUGCGCAAGCGUGAUAUUGAAUUCAGGGAGAAUGACUUGGAUGGUUGGAUUGUCGAAAAACGUAAGUUGCUUAAUAAUGUUGUUCAGAGACGUAAGGAUAGGAUCAAAUUAAAGGAAGAAUUAGGCGAUCGUAAAUCCCGUGCCUCACAACAAAGAAUGAAGAAUAUUGCCUCGCUGGCUGACGACGGUCCGGCCACUAACUCUGAAGGCUCUUCGAAUGCUUCAAAUAAACGACGCCGUCACGAAGCAACUAUUGAUAAUGACCCAAAUGAUACAUUCGGUGCCAACGAUGAAGACUGGGCAAUUUAUAGAGAUAUUGCAGGAGUAGACGAUGAAGAACUAUCUGCUGAAGAACUUGAAGAGAUUUAUACAAUUGAGAAGCAACUAUUAGAGUUUGAUCCUAAUUUUACAAUCGAUGAUACUCAAGAACGUCAAUUUAAUUAUAAAACUUCAAUCAUCCAUAAGUUUCUAAGAGGUCCAAGAGAGUUUGACAACGAAGAUCAACAUCAACUACACCAGUUCCACCUAAAUGUUGAAAGAAUUAGAAUACCUGAACUUUUAUUCCAACCUUCAAUCACAGGAGUUGAUCAAGCAGGUGUAGUUGAAGUUAUGGAGGAUACAAUCCUAAGGAGACUACCACAAGAACUAGGGUUCUCGGGUGAUAUUUCUAGUUGCGAUCAAAUUAAGAACAUCUAUAGUGAUAUUUUUAUCACAGGCGGUUGCGCAUUGUUUGAAAACAUCCAAGAUAGGAUUAGGAACGAAUUACGUUGUAGUUUACCUACUGAUCUAAAUUUCAAUAUUAGAGUUGCAAAUGACCCUAUAUUGGAUGCAUGGAGGGGGAUGUCCAAAUGGGCCUAUAAUCAAUACAAUUCUAAUAAUUUGGAAAGUUUCUGGUCUAGGAAACAGUAUGAGGAACAAGGAGUUGGCUAUAUGGCUGAACACGGAUUUGGUUGUGUUAAAUUAAUUUGA
Messenger RNA from Pichia kudriavzevii, 2322 nucleotides. RefSeq lists its product as uncharacterized. The coding region runs from base 1 to 2322 and encodes 773 amino acids. NCBI's taxonomy places the organism in Eukaryota, Fungi, Ascomycota, Pichiomycetes, Pichiales, Pichiaceae. The transcript has a single exon. Gene Ontology annotation, cellular component: cytoplasm; Ino80 complex. The record is from RefSeq and is a predicted model, not a curated record. Gene Ontology annotation, biological process: regulation of DNA-templated transcription.